Molecule: messenger RNA, 193 nt
Organism: Dentiscutata heterogama
Lineage: Eukaryota; Fungi; Glomeromycota; Glomeromycetes; Diversisporales; Gigasporaceae
Source: the annotation of a GenBank genome assembly
UGAAGAUAAAAGUAUAGAAAAGUCUUCAACAAUAGCCAAAUUUGUUUCAAACUGUCUACCUAAUCAUCUACCCCGGGGACUAGGAUGUGCAAAUCUUCAAUGUUUGAUAAGAAAAAUAAUUGUUGGAAAAUAUUUUUUGCAAAAGGUACAACAGUGUCUAGUAUGGUUUUUUGAAGAAAGAGAUAAAAGGUGA